Chionomys nivalis (European snow vole) is the source of this 1807-nucleotide messenger RNA. It is a transcript of the gene Znf428, whose product is annotated as zinc finger protein 428. NCBI's taxonomy places the organism in Eukaryota, Metazoa, Chordata, Mammalia, Rodentia, Cricetidae. The coding region runs from base 1026 to 1601 and encodes 191 amino acids. The record is from RefSeq and is a predicted model, not a curated record. The transcript has 4 exons.
GUGCGGGAGGCCUUCCUUUGUCCCGCGCUAGGAUUAUGCAGAUGAGCGAGCCUCCAACCCCGGGAUCCAGGCCGAGUCCUUAGGCCCUCACCCCUCCACCCCAAGGCAUCCUCUAUUUAUAAGGCGCGUCCGCUCCUCCGCUCCGUUCGACGCUCCGUGCCACGGACUGUACCAAGUCCAGCGGGGCCGUGAGCCGCGGAGCCCGACACCCGCGCCGGCGCGAGCUCGGCAGCCUGCGCGAGUCUCUGAGCCCUCUUCCCACCGACGGCUAGGAAUGGUCCGUCUGUCCGCGCACGCGCCCUGAGCCCCACUCGCCCCUCGCUCGCACGCUCGCUCGCUCGCCUAGGUUCCCUGAACGCAGGCGCAGUGCCCGGCCUUGCAGCCGCCACCGCCGAGCCCGAGCCGGGGCUGCCGGCGUCGCCUGACGGUGCUUGGCGUCUUAGAAGGUGGUCGUUAAAGGCCCAAGGCAUCGUGGGAAGUUGUCACGGGGCUUUGUCUGGUAUCGGGGUUUGUCCGAGCCCUUGUCCUACCUUAGCGUUGUGCGGGAAGGUAGCUAUUGUGUUCACUCACACCAUCUCGGUUCAGUGUUUUCUGGGGUCCGGGCCACAGUAUUUGCCUUUGUGGGAGGCAGGGGAGACGGUUCCACGUAGCCCUGGCUGGCCUUGAACCCACAAUAUUGUGGAGGAUGACCUAGGAUAUCUAAUCUCCCAAGUGCUGAGUUUGCAGGGAUGCACCACCACGCCCAGAUGAUUUUCACCUGUAGUGCUGAGGAUGUUUUUCUUUUUCUUUUUUACCUCUAUCAUCUUGGAAGUAAGUCUGGCUGCGUACAGGAUUUCUGUACUGAGGGAUGGUUCCACCUGACACCCGGAACAUUCUGGAAGGAGCUUUGUGUAAUCAUCCCUCGCUGCCUGCCAACACUCUGCGAUAGAAGAGCUUGUGGCUGGAGGUGUGACUAGGAGAGCUGGCCGGGGAGGGACCCUGCCCAGUUGCUGCUCUGCUCCCGUCUCUUGUCCCCUCCCCUGGCCAUGACAGAGACCCGUGAGCCAGCUGAGACUGGAGGCUACGCCAGCUUGGAGGAAGAUGAUGAAGACCUUUCCCCAGGCCCGGAGCAUUCUUCUGACUCUGAAUACACUCUUUCAGAGCCCGACUCUGAGGAGGAGGAGGAGGAGGAAGAGGAAGAAGAGGAGACCACUGAUGACCCUGAAUAUGACCCUGGCUAUAAGGUGAAACAGCGCAUAGGUGGGGGCAGGGGAGGCCCAUCCCGCCGGGCACCCCGAGCAGCCCAGCCUGCUGGCCCACCUGCACAGCCCUGCCAGCUCUGUGGCCGAUCACCGCUGGCAGAGGCCCCACCCAGUACCCCACCUUGCCGACUCUGCUGCCCUGCAACAGCAACCCAAGAAGCCCCAGCCCCUGAAGGCAGGGCUUUUGGUGAGGAAGAGGAGGAGCCAUCUCGCAUGGGGGAGAGCCGGCCAGCAGGGCGGGAUGGAGAUGAAGAUGAGGAGGAGGGGGGUACCUACCACUGUACGGAGUGUGAGGACUCCUUUGACAACCUCGGGGAACUGCAUGGUCACUUCAUGCUACAUGCCCGGGGUGAGGUUUAGGUAGGGCCACCAGGGAGCUGGUGGAGGGGUGGGUAGGAGCAGGGGCUGAGGAAGCUGCAGUGGGGGCUGGGGGUCCCACCCAUGUGUUGUCUUAGCAGUAGAUAUGUGAAGGGCAGAAUGAAUAAAAGCCAGAUUGUGUGUAACUGAGUAUGGUGAAUGCAGUCUGCACCAGCAUCCCUCUGCUUCCCCUCCUGAGUGCCACGAUU